Talaromyces stipitatus ATCC 10500 is the source of this 2748-nucleotide messenger RNA. RefSeq names its product UBA/TS-N domain protein. The coding region runs from base 1 to 2724 and encodes 907 amino acids. Gene Ontology annotation, biological process: clathrin-dependent endocytosis; clathrin coat disassembly. Gene Ontology annotation, molecular function: clathrin binding. Gene Ontology annotation, cellular component: cytoplasm; intracellular membrane-bounded organelle; vesicle. The transcript has 2 exons. The record is from RefSeq and is a predicted model, not a curated record. NCBI's taxonomy places the organism in Eukaryota, Fungi, Ascomycota, Eurotiomycetes, Eurotiales, Trichocomaceae.
AUGGAUGAUCUUGCCGGCCUGAGUUGGACUCCCAAGUCCAACGAGUCCAACAAUAAACCCCCUCCGAUGAGCUCUGGGUCAAUGAACACAAUGCGUAUCCCACCUAUCCAGGCACGACCGACACCGCCGCCGUCAUCAAACGGGCAUUCCUCCAAUCCGCCAUCCAAGCCAGCGACUCCCGCCAACGAUAGUUUUGCGAAUCUGGUAUCGUUUGGGUCAUCCAAUUCGAAUAACAAGAAUUUGUCUCUACUGGAGCAACAAAAAAAGCUACAGGAAGAGAAAGCAAAGCAAGAAGCCGAAAAGAGGAGCCAGUACGAGGCACAAUACGGAGGUCAAAAUGCUCAGUUCUGGGAUAAUUUGGCUCAGAAUCGGCGCGUAGCAUCUCCGGCACCGGCACCCGCACCCGCACCGGCGCGGGCAGCUUCCCCAGACGAGGACGAUAUAUUAGCUGCCUUCAAUUCGGCUGCCCCUGUGGAUGCAUCUACAAACUUUCCUAUUCCUUCUCGGUCGACGACACAAAGUCCCUUGGAUCAGGCAAUCAAUCAGCCCGCGAGCAAGGCUGGGUUUGACGAUGACGACGAUCCAUUUGGUUUGGGAACAAUGAAGCAAUCCAGGCCGACAGCGGUGCAAAUUUCUACACAGGAUAAUGACGAUGACGAUUUUCUUGGAUUACUUGGGAAGCCUGUCUCUGAAGCGGCGCCUGCUAGGGCUAAAUCAAAAUCUCCCGCUCCAAGCUCACAACCGCAUGAGGAAGAUCCACGGGAUCGCGCCGUGGCAGAGUUAGUUGAUAUGGGAUUUCCGCCCGGAAAGGCUGCCGAAGCUCUACAAAAUACAGAAUCUGGUGCAGAUGUGCAGGCUGCUGUGGGAUGGCUUCUGAAUCAAGCACACGCAGAAUCACGGCAGAAAUCGAGAUCUAGAGCGGGAUUUCCGCAUGAAGAACAUCCACCACGCAACCGAGAGGACCAACGACCACGUAAACAGAACGUGCCUUCAUGGAUGAGGGAGAGCGGAUCUGAGAGACAUCGCGGGGAUAGCAGGUCCCCGCAGCCGCAUGAGCGGGAUGUGGGUGAACUGGCUGCUAGUUUCGGUAACUCGUUAUUCAAAACCGCAAACUCUCUCUGGAAACAAGGAAGCAAGAAAGUGCAGCAAGCUGUUCAGGAGUUCAAUCAUGAUGCCGAUCCCAAUCAACCUCGGUGGAUGCGAGAAGCUGUGUCCGCUCGUGUUACAGAGGACCGCGGUGCUCGUCCUAAAGUUCCGCAGAAAGAUGUACCUCGAGGGGGUGCUGCACCCGAACAGGCAGCGAAUAUAACGGACGAAGCUUUACUUUUAGAAUCGGAUGCUAGUCGACCCGCCCGUACUGCUCCUCGAAGACCUGGGUCUGUGGAGCCACGACAUCCACAACCUGCACCUUUUACUGAAGCACCAAAUGAGAGGAGGGAGAAUAAGAACCCUUUCUUACGGCAACCGCAAGCUCAACCUCAACAACCUCAGCCACCGCAACAGCCGCGGCGACAAGAAUUUGUCAGAGACGUCAAAAGCCAAUUGACUCGAACUGCGUUGGAAGAGCAAUCAGCACAAGCAUACGUCAGCCCUGCCAGAAGGCGAAGACCACAGCAACAGCAGACUUCUCCGCCACCCACUGAGGAUAAUAGUAUAGAUUUAUUGGAUAGCUCAAAACCAAAAACACCCGUUCCGACCAAACCACCCGCCCAAGCUCCGAUUCCGCGAGCAUCGAAACCAUCAACUCCUAUUCCAUCACGAACAAAAGCGCCUGCGCGCACAAUCCCUCCAGUCUCACAGUCGGCACUCUUAUUGUCUUAUAAGGACCGCGAAAGUGGGAACGAAGCAUAUAAACGAGGAGACUAUGGCGCGGCGCAUGAAGCAUUCACGAGAGCACUAUCCCAUCUUCCAAAGGAUCAUCCCGUAACCAUACUUGUACUCAGCAAUCGCGCCAUGACUGCCCUAAAGAUCGGAGAGCCAAAAGUGGCCAUCUCUGACGCAGAUACAAUUCUCGCAUUCAUUGGACCUGCAAAGGGAGAAGGGGAGAGUAUCGAACCCGGCAAUGGUCAAGCUUCCAAACCGAUGAAAGACUUCUUUGGGAAAGCGCUCAUGCGUAAAGCCGAAGCAUUGGAGCAUCUUGAGAGAUGGAGCGAUGCCGCGCAGACAUGGAAACAGGCCGUUGAAGCGGGUCACGGCGGUAGCACGAGUAUACAAGGUCGAAAUCGAUGCGAGAAAGCAGCUGGAAUCAGUAAACCAGCACCAGCCGCUGCACGACCUACGGCUCCUAGAAAACCACAGUCAACCCCUCGUACAUCUGCUUUAAGCGACCUCUCAGGUCAAAGAGCAGCCCCCACGGCUGAAGCCGUAACACGUCUCCGAGCCGCAAACGAAGCCGCGGAACGAGCAGACGAGGAAAAACUGGCCCUUACCGAUAGCGUCGAUGCGAAAAUCAUGGCCUGGAGAGACGGGAAACAAGACAAUCUACGCGCCUUAUUGGGCAGUUUGGAGAAUGUCCUAUGGCCAGAAUCGGGAUGGAAGAGGAUUAAUAUGUCUGAAUUGAUUCUUGCAAAUAAGGUGAAGAUUCAGUAUAUGAAGGGGAUUGCGAAGGUGCAUCCUGAUAAGAUUCCUACGAAUGCUACCACGGAACAACGAAUGAUUGCAGGAGCAGUGUUUAGUACGCUCAACGAAGCGUGGGACAAAUUCCGUCAGGAGAAUAAUCUUUGAAAUCGAUAACGUGAAGGAGUCAAG